GUGUGUCUGAGGUUGGACUACGGAGAGACAUCAGAGGCGCACUGACUCCUCACAAGUGGGUGAAAGAAAAGAGUCCAGUGGAAUGGAGGAAGUGAACCGAGGCGCAAAGACUGGCUCCUUUUGAGACAUAACAACAGGGAAGAGAUGCUCGAAUGAGAUCAGGGGUGAUGAAGAGUGCAAUUACGAGUUUUGAUGAAGAGUUAAGGUUGUUUUCCAAAAUGGCACGGAUUUGCGCUCAUCCAAAUGCGCACUUCGCAAAGAUGACAUAGCACUAGAGAAAAAUGGGAUUCAUCCAGGAAAAGAACUCACUCACGACCUAAAUGAAAGUAUAAAAAGGGAUUCUAGUCAAAUCGGAGUUUUGUGUUGCUGUUUUUUCCCCUCCUUAUUUACUUGACAAGCUUUUUGGCUGUGAGUGAAUUCAGAGUGAAACAUGAAUCUGGGCAAAGCACUUCUGUUUUUUCUCCUCUCAAGUUGUGUGACAAUGACUUUCUCGCUCUCCACUUGCACCACCGUGGACAUCGACCACAUAAAGAAAAAGAGAGUGGAGGCUGUCCGGGGACAAAUUCUGAGUAAACUCCGGAUGACCAGUCCGCCUCAGGCAACAGGUCCGAGCCAGGUACCGUUUCAGGUCCUGGCCCUCUACAACAGCACCAGGGAGCUCAUUGAGGAGCUCGGGAGAGACCGGCAGCAGAGUUGCGGGCAGGAUAACACAGAGACUGAGUACUACGCCAAAGAAAUUUACAAGUUCAACAUGAUCAAUGGUCCACCAGAAAACAAUGACCUCCACUGCACUAAGAGUACAACCUCCAAGGUAUUCCGCUUCAAUGUGUCGAUCCUAGAGAAGAACGCCACCAACUUAUUCCGGGCCGAGUUUCGAGCCCUGAAGAUCAACAACCACAUGGCCAAGAAAAACGAGCAGAGGAUUGAGCUCUACCAGAUCCUCCAGAAAGACGACCCCAAAGCCAAACAGCGCUACAUUGGGGGUAAGAACGUCCUGACCAAGGGGACACCUGAGUGGGUCUCCUUUGACGUGACAGAGACAGUGAGGGAGUGGCUGAUGUACCGACAGACCAAUCUYGGCCUGGAGAUCAGCGUGCAUUGUCCCUGCCACACUUUCAGGCCUAAUGGAGAUAUCAUCGAGAACACCAAUGAGGUGCUGGAAGUCAAGUUCAGCGGUGUGGAAGGSGACUUUGACGAGGGGAGGCGUGAGAAGAAACAAAAAGAGCAGCCGUACCCUCACCUCAUCCUCAUGAUGCUUCCUCCUCACAGACUGGACUCCCAUUCCUCCUCCCGCCGGCGCAAGCGGGCACUCGACACCAAUUACUGCUUCAAUAAUUAUGAGGAGAAUUGCUGUGUGCGGCCACUAUAUAUUAAUUUCCGUCAGGAUUUGGGUUGGAGGUGGAUCCACCAGCCUGAAGGGUACUAUGCUAACUUCUGCUCUGGCCCCUGUCCCUACCUUCGCAGCGCGGACACCACCCACAGCUCGCUGCUGAGUCUUUACAACACUCUAAACCCCGAAGCAUCCGCCUCCCCCUGCUGCGUUCCUCAGGACCUGGAGCCCCUCACAAUCCUCUACUACGUUGGACGCUCUCCAAAAGUCGAGCAGCUCUCAAACAUGGUUGUCAAGUCCUGCAAGUGCAGCUAAACUUUAGGGACUCUGGGCCCCGAUGAGAGACAUGGCAUGAGAAAGCUUGGAGGAGAGGGAUUGAAUUUGUCUUAAUGAGUACCCCCCACCCCAACAAAAUCACCCCUACCUCAGGCCUCUCUCUCUCUUUAAAAAAAAAAGAAAGAAAAAGCAGUCCACUCUGUUCACAAUAAUUGGCAACGUUUAACAAGACUUAUCCGACACCAGUUCACCAACAUUGACAUCGGUAUUACUCAUGUUUUUGUAAUUUUACUGCAUCUUGAAAAAGCCUGUACCUCACAUGACUUACUGGUAAUCAAAGCCUGUUUUCACUGAACGAGGAACAGAACAUUAACUGUCUUGAAACGGCCGAGGCAUUCUGAAAGACACAAACUAAUCACAAUCCAGAAGAGACUGGGACUGGACUCAGCAUGCAUCAAAGAGGGUAGGAUAAGAGUGAUCCGUUUGCUGAGAGAAAUCUGAUCUCUUGGAACCUGAAACACAGGACACAUUUUAAUGUCCGAGCUGGAAGCCCGACGCUGUGGACGCCACUUGCUCUUCUACACUGUUUAAGAUUCAAUGCUGUUGAAUUAAAGUGACCUUAGGAAACAAAAAAAAAAAAACAUGCUGGAAUCCAACCUUUACUUCAACUUAGUACUUCUAUGGUUUAUGUUUACUUCUGUAAUGCAACAGCAUGGUUAUUCCAGGGAUUGUUUCAGUUUAAGGUGAAACCUUUCUGUUGUAUGAGAUGUUGUAUGUCACCAAGUGAAACCAACUAGAUCACAAACUGUAAAUGUUUUUAUUAUUACUCUUGAAAACACUUUUUUUAAUUAAAAAAAUGGACAGUU
Molecule: messenger RNA, 2472 nt
Organism: Austrofundulus limnaeus
Lineage: Eukaryota; Metazoa; Chordata; Actinopteri; Cyprinodontiformes; Rivulidae
Gene: tgfb3
Product: transforming growth factor, beta 3
Exons: 7
Coding region: 431-1645 (404 amino acids)
Biological process (GO): regulation of cell population proliferation; transforming growth factor beta receptor signaling pathway
Cellular component (GO): extracellular region
Molecular function (GO): growth factor activity; transforming growth factor beta receptor binding; cytokine activity
Source: RefSeq, a predicted model, not a curated record